Messenger RNA from Periconia digitata, 694 nucleotides. The record is from the annotation of a GenBank genome assembly. NCBI's taxonomy places the organism in Eukaryota, Fungi, Ascomycota, Dothideomycetes, Pleosporales, Periconiaceae.
AUGCCCACAAUAUAACAAUUAUUGCCACAUGUUCUAAGAUCUUGAAAAGGUGCACUACACGUGAGUGAGGAUCAGCAUUUGCACGGCGGAAGUCUUGGCGCGUCGCGAUUUACGCGAUAAGGGGUCGUGCUUUACAAACACCAAAAGUUAGUGUCAAGCUAUUACCAUCCUAACCUCUGCAACGAUCAUCAACAUCGACUCUAAACAGAAGCUUGAUAUUACACUUGUUCAAUCGCAACUCGAAACCAAAUACCGUCAUCAUGUUUUCCCGUACCAUCCGCGCUGCUCCCCUCCGUCUCUCGACCCGUGCCUUCAGCACCACCCCGCGCGCUGAUGUCGCCCGUAUGACCAUCAUUGGACGCCUCGCCGCCGCGCCCGAGGAAGUUCAAGCAGGACCCGACCGCACGCUCGUACGCUAUGCUCUCGGAACCAACUACGGCAAGGGCGAAGCACAGAAGACGAGCUGGUUCCGCGUGGCCAGCUUCGCGACCGGUCCCCAGAAGGACUUCCUGUUGAAUGUGCCCAAGGGAGCGUUGUUGCAUGUCGAUGCCGAUGCGAGGAUGGAUAGCUACACCGAUGGAGAGGGCAACAAGAGGAGCAACUUGAGCUUGAUUGCCAGUGAGUUCCCCCUAGCUGGCCCAUGGUGGCAGCGGGUGAUGUUUUGUAUAUAUUGCGAUGAUGGCUAACUCUGUGU